Molecule: messenger RNA, 5725 nt
Organism: Camelus dromedarius (Arabian camel)
Lineage: Eukaryota; Metazoa; Chordata; Mammalia; Artiodactyla; Camelidae
Gene: LGR4
Product: leucine rich repeat containing G protein-coupled receptor 4
Exons: 18
Coding region: 552-3407 (951 amino acids)
Biological process (GO): adenylate cyclase-activating G protein-coupled receptor signaling pathway; activation of adenylate cyclase activity; hormone-mediated signaling pathway
Cellular component (GO): plasma membrane
Molecular function (GO): protein-hormone receptor activity; G protein-coupled peptide receptor activity; protein binding
Source: RefSeq, a predicted model, not a curated record
UUUUGCAUGUACCUAAGUGAUUUGCAUAAGCCAGUGGCUGGGGGCUUGGGAACCCGAGCGUGCAACCCUAGAAGGGAAAAGGACGGGAGGAGGUUGAGCCGCGGCUGCGAGAGAGCGAGAAAGAGCUCGGGUGUUUGUGCGAGAGCCGGGCGGGGGCUGGGGCGCGGGGCCGGCAUGGCUGAAGGCUGCGCUCCGCAACCUUGAAGAGCGGCUGCGGCAGGAGGCCGGGGACCGGGAGGCGGGUUCGAUGGCAGAGCGCGGCCCCCGCAGCUGCGCCCGGCCAGGCCGGCUGGCCUGAGCCGCCGGAGGAGCGGGACUGCCUCUGCGCGUCCAUGGAGCAGCGGGAAGGGCGAAACUCCGGAGCGCCGCGUCCCUGCGCUGCUGCCGCGGGCCGUUGAAGGGGCCGAGCCCGCGCUACUGCCGAGAGAGGAGAGCCCCCGGCCCAGCCCGCAGGCCUGCCGCCCGUGGCGGCGGGGGGCGUCGGAGGGCGGCGGAGGCGCGCCGAGCGAGCGGCGCCGCGGGAGAGGCCGGCGCGGGAGGCGGCCGCAGCAAUGCCGGGCCCGCUGGGGCUGCUCUGCCUCCUCGCCCUGGGGCUGCGCGGCUCGGCCGAGCCCAGCGGCGCGGCGCCGCCUCUCUGCGCGGCGCCCUGCAGCUGCGACGGCGACCGUCGGGUGGACUGCUCCGGGAAAGGGCUGACGGCCGUGCCUGAGGGGCUCAGCGCCUUCACCCAAGCGCUGGAUAUCAGUAUGAACAACAUUACUCACUUACCAGAAGACGCUUUUAAGAACUUCCCUUUUCUAGAGGAGCUGCGAUUGGCUGGCAACGACCUUUCUUUUAUCCACCCAAAGGCCUUGUCGGGGUUGAAAGAACUCAAAGUUCUAACUCUCCAAAACAACCAGUUGAAAACAGUACCCAACGAAGCCAUUCGAGGACUGAGUGCUUUGCAGUCUUUGCGUUUAGAUGCCAACCAUAUUACCUCGGUGCCCGAGGACAGUUUUGAGGGGCUCGCCCAGCUGCGGCAUCUGUGGCUGGAUGACAACAGCUUGACAGAGGUGCCUGUGCAUCCACUCAGCAAUCUGCCGACUCUGCAGGCUCUGACCUUGGCUCUCAACAAAAUCUCCAGCAUCCCUGAUUUUGCAUUUACCAACCUUUCCAGUCUGGUAGUUCUGCAUCUUCAUAACAAUAAAAUUAAAAGCCUGGGUCAACACUGUUUCGACGGACUUGAUAAUCUGGAGACCUUGGACUUGAAUUAUAAUAACUUGGGGGAAUUUCCUCAGGCUAUUAAAGCCCUCCCCAGCCUGAAAGAGCUGUUAUUUCACAGUAAUUCUAUUUCUGUUAUCCCUGAUGGAGCAUUUGAUGGUAAUCCACUCUUAAGAACUAUACACUUGUAUGAUAAUCCUCUAUCUUUUGUGGGGAACACAGCAUUUCACAAUUUAUCUGAUCUGCAUUCCUUAGUCAUUCGCGGUGCGAGCAUGGUGCAGCAGUUCCCCAACCUGACCGGAACUGUCCAUCUGGAGAGUCUGACCUUAACAGGUACGAAGAUAAGCAGCAUAUCCAGUAAUUUGUGCCAAGAACAGAAGAUGCUUCGGACUUUGGACUUGUCUUACAAUAAUAUAAAAGAUCUUCCAAGCUUUAAUGGCUGCCAUGCUCUGGAAGAAAUUUCUUUGCAACGUAAUCAGAUCCACCAGAUCAAGGAAGGUACUUUUCAAGGCCUGAUAUCUUUAAGGAUUCUGGAUCUGAGUCGAAAUCUGAUCCAUGAAAUUCACGACAGAGCUUUCGCCAAGCUUGGGUCAAUAACUAACCUAGAUGUAAGUUUCAAUGAAUUAACGUCAUUUCCAACGGAAGGCCUAAACGGGCUGAAUCAGCUGAAACUUGUGGGCAACUUCAAGCUGAAAGAAGCCUUAGCAGCAAAAGACUUUGUUAAUCUCAGGUCUUUAUCUGUACCAUAUGCUUAUCAGUGCUGUGCAUUUUGGGGUUGUGACUCUUACACACAUUCAAACACAGGAGAUAACAGCCUCCAAGACCACAGUGUGGCAAAGGAUAAAGGUCCCGCUGAUGUAGCAGGGGUCACAAGCAGCGCUGCAAGUGAGGAACACAGUCAAAUCAUUAUCCACUGUACACCCUCGACAGGUGCUUUUAAGCCCUGUGAGUAUUUACUGGGAAGUUGGAUGAUCCGUCUUACCGUGUGGUUCAUUUUCCUGGUGGCGUUGUUUUUCAACCUGCUCGUCAUUUUCACAACAUUUGCAUCGUGCACAUCCCUGUCUUCCUCCAAACUGUUCAUAGGCCUCAUAUCUGUGUCUAACCUAUUCAUGGGAGCCUAUACGGGCAUCUUAACUUUUCUGGAUGCCGUGUCCUGGGGCCGAUUUGCAGAAUUUGGUAUUUGGUGGGAGAUCGGCAGCGGCUGCAAAAUAGCCGGGUUUCUUGCCGUUUUCUCCUCAGAAAGUGCCAUAUUUUUAUUAAUGUUAGCAGCGGUCGAAAGAAGCUUAUCUGCGAAAGAUAUGAUGAAAAAUGGGAAGAGCCGCCACCUCAGGCAGUUCCGGGUAGCUGCGCUCUUCGCCUUCCUGGGCGCCGCGGUGGCAGGCUGUUUCCCACUCCUCCAUGGCGGGGAGUAUUCGGCCUCCCCCCUGUGCUUGCCUUUUCCCACGGGAGAGACGCCGUCCUUAGGCUUCACCGUCACCUUAGUGCUGUUGAACUCGCUGGCAUUCUUAUUAAUGGCCAUUAUCUACACUAAACUCUACUGCAACCUGGAGAAAGAAGACCUGUCCGAGAACUCCCACUCCAGCACGAUUAAGCACGUUGCCUGGCUCAUCUUCACCAACUGCAUCUUCUUCUGCCCGGUAGCUUUUUUCUCCUUUGCGCCCCUGAUCACGGCCAUCUCCAUCAGCCCCGAAAUAAUGAAGUCUGUUACUCUGAUAUUUUUCCCACUGCCUGCCUGCCUGAAUCCAGUCCUAUAUGUUUUCUUCAACCCAAAGUUUAAAGAAGACUGGAAGUUACUGAAGCGACACAUGACCAGGAAAAGCGGGUCCGUGUCCAUCUCCAUCGGCAGCCAAGCCGGCUGCGUGGAGCAGGACUUCUACUACGACUGCGGCAUGUACUCGCACUUGCAGGGUCACCUGACCGUGUGUGACUGCUGCGAGUCAUUUCUCCUGACAAAGCCCGCGUCCUGCAAACACUUAAUAAAAUCGCACAGCUGUCCCGCCUUGGCAGUGGGUUCUUGCCAAAGACCGGACGGCUACUGGUCCGACUGCGGCACGCAGUCUGCCCACUCCGACUAUGCGGAUGAAGAAGAUUCCUUUGUCUCGGACAGUUCGGACCAGGUGCAGGCCUGUGGGCGAGCCUGCUUCUACCAGAGUCGAGGGUUCCCCUUGGUGCGCUAUGCUUACAAUCUACCAAGAGUGAAAGACUGAAUCGAUGUCUUUGUGACUGUUUCCCCCAUGAACCGAAACCACAGUGUUGAUAGCAUGAACCCUAGUCUGACCCUUCAUCUGAGAAGCACCUCUGUGAUCACUGCCUGGUGUCACUUAGAAGAGGAAGGUGGCAGUUUGUUUCUUAAACCAGACCUUUUCAAAGAACAAGUGCCUAAACUAUCAACUGAUGAAAAACACAGUGUCCAAGCAAUGGGUAGUCUAUUUGAAACAAAUUUAUAACUUGAAAAAGAUUUUAUGUAUAUCACAGCAAUAUAACGUUAGGUUUUUCUGAUCCAUAAGAAGCAAAUUUAUACCUAUUUCUGAAUUAAGCACGAUAAAGAACAGCUGUUAAUAUUUUUUUAAGAAUAUUUUAAAUGGUGAUUUUUGCAUAACUGAAGAAAAAGUCUUGCUAAUUUUACCUAAUGUUUCAUCAUUAAUCUCAGGACAACUUACUGCAGGGCCAAAAAAAGGGAUUGUCUCCCAGGUAAGACUCUGAGAGUGUAUGUAGGCAUUACCUUCUUGCAUUUCCUAUUUCCAUCUUUGGCAUAAUAGAAUCAUCAAGUUUAAGAGAUUUAUAACACCUAAAACCUGAAGAUGUUUUUAAAACAAUAUUAACAACUGUUAAGAUUUUUAAAAGAGUAGACGAAUACAUUUGUUUUCAGUCAUUAUACAUUGCUUUGUUUUGAUCACAGUAAUUUUUUCUUCAGUGUUUUGUGAUCAUACUACCAGGAAAAAGUAAAGGGCUAAUUGCUUGGGUGGGUUUAGUAGAUUUGGCGAAACUACUAACGUGGGAUUUUAAUAGCAUCAGAGGGAUUUGAUCGUGUAAUGUUCUCAUUGAUAAAACACUUCCUAGUAUCAUUGGCUCUACCAGUACCUUCCAGUUUUGUUGGUACAUUAGCUACCUAUAGAUUGAAUUAUACUGAAAGUAAACUGUGGCAAAUGGUUUCAUUCAGUUGGAAGAAAUUGGGUCCUUAGGACACAAAGCACUUACAUUGAUUUCUUAGCGAGCUGGAUUCUCCUGAACCUAAGCUAUGGCGUGGAAGGUUCCAUACGUUUUUUUCCACUGACUGUGAUUUACAAGAGCCUGUGCAACAGCUCGGAAACUGUGUUCUUGUGAGACAAAAUAGAUACUACGUCACUAAGAAAAGAAAAAGGAACAAAACUUAGGCCUUUGUUUUUAAAAAUUAAAAAUUCUUACUUGAUUCUCAUCUAUGGACUUUUGACAUGUCAUGACGUGGAGUCUUAAAGUUAUAAAAAGUUCAGUAUGUUUUUUUUGAACAACUUGCUAAAUCAGUAGCAAACCCACUGCCAUAUUAGUUAUUCAGGAUAUACUAAAAACCAUUAAGCUAGAUUGCAGUUUAAUAAUUAAACUGUAUAUAAUGUGCAUAUAAUGAAUUUUUAUCUUAUGUAAAUUAUUUUUAGAACACAAGUUGGGAAAUGUGGCUUCUGUUCAUUUCGUUUAAUUAAAGCUACCUCCGAAACGAUAGUGGCUGCCAGUAGCAGAAUGUUAAAUUGUGGUUUAUAUACUUUUUGCAUUGUAAAUAGUCUUGGUUGUACAUUGUCAGUGUAAUAAAAACAGAAUCUUUGUAUAUCAAAAUCAUGUAGUUUGUAUAAAAUGUGGGAAGGAUUUAUUUACAGUGCGUUGUAAUUUUGUAAGGCCAACUAUUCACAAGUUUUUUAAACUGCUACCAUGUUUGUAUAUUUACACAUCUGAUAAAUAUUAAAUCGUAACUUGGUAAAAAAAAAUCUAGCUAAAAGUUUUUUUUCCAAAAGUCAUGUUACUGAAAACUUUCAUUGCAUUCAUUUAAAAAAUAGAAUAGCAGGUAUCUAAAAGAUGUGGUAAACUGUGCUAUGCAUAUGGUAGGAAAUACAAUAUUGUAUGCAGUGUCUUGAAUUAUUAAAGUUUCUGGAAAGCAAUCUAUUUGCCUUAAUUUAUAACUAGGUAUAUUAAUGAAUUUGCUUAGUGUUUAAGUAAGUAAAUUAAAGUGUUUUUAAGAGUAUUAGAAGAAAUGUUGGGAGAACACUUUGCUGAAAUUUAGAAGUGAGGUUGUUUUCUAUCUUAAGUCUGAACCAUACUCAUGGAAAACAAAUUGUGAAAUUUAAGAUAAUACCAUCAAUUAGAUCUUAUUUAAAAGCAAAUGAUUAAAAAACUGGCAUGAUUCCAAAGGCAGUCUAUUGCCCGAAUGCAGUAGUCCUCCCUUUCUUCCCUUAUCUGGGGUUUCACUUUCCAUGGUCUUAGUUACCCAUGGUCAGCCGCAGUCUGAAAAUACUGAAGGGAAAAUUCUGUAAAUAAACAACUCAUUAAGUUUUAAAUUGCA